UCCGCGGAGGCCGUGGGCUCGCGGCUCGCGCCCCGCCCCCGUCCCCGCGGCCCCCUCCCCCGUCGCUCCCGCCGGGUGUCCUCGCUCCUCCCGAGCGGCCGCCGCUCCUCCGCUGCCAGGCGCGGGCUUCCCGGGCGCUGCGGCCGCCGCUGCCUCCGCGGUCUGCGCGAGGAGGAGGAGGAUGUGAAGAUGGCGGAGCUGCAGAUGCUGCUGGAAGAGGAGAUCCCGGGGGGCCGCCGGGCCCUCUUCGACAGCUACACGAACCUGGAGCGGGUGGCCGACUACUGCGAGAACAACUACAUCCAGUCAGCAGAUAAGCAGCGAGCCCUAGAGGAAACCAAAGCCUACACCACCCAGUCCUUAGCAAGUGUUGCCUACCUGAUAAACACCUUGGCCAACAAUGUCCUGCAGAUGCUGGACAUCCAGGCAUCCCAGCUGCGAAGGAUGGAGUCGUCAAUCAAUCAUAUUUCACAAACCGUUGAUAUUCAUAAAGAGAAAGUUGCAAGAAGAGAAAUUGGUAUUUUGACUACCAAUAAAAACACUUCAAGGACACAUAAGAUUAUUGCUCCAGCCAAUCUUGAAAGACCAGUUCGUUAUAUUAGAAAACCUAUUGACUAUACAAUUCUAGAUGAUAUUGGACAUGGAGUAAAGUGGUUGCUUAGAUUUAAGGUGAGUACCCAGAAUAUGAAGAUGGGUGGGCUGCCACGUACAACACCUCCAACUCAGAAACCUCCCAGCCCCCCUAUGUCAGGGAAAGGGACACUUGGGCGGCACUCCCCCUAUCGCACACUGGAGCCAGUGCGUCCUCCAGUGGUACCCAAUGAUUACGUACCUAGCCCAACCCGUAAUAUGGCUCCCUCGCAGCAGAGCCCUGUGAGGACAGCUUCUGUGAAUCAAAGAAAUCGAACUUACAGCAGUGGGAGUAGUGGAGGAAGCCACCCCAGUAGUCGGAGCAGCAGCCGGGAGAACAGUGGAAGUGGGAGUGUAGGCGUUCCCAUCGCUGUUCCUACUCCCUCUCCUCCCAGUGUUUUUCCAGCCCCUGCUGGCUCUGCUGGUACUCCUCCCCUUCCUGCUACUUCCGCAUCUGCCCCUGUCCCUAUUGUUCCUGCUACUGUCCCUUCCUCCACUGCCCCAGACGCAGCUUCUGGGGGUGCCCAGGCCCUUGCUGAUGGCUUCGCUUCUCCAACUCCCCCUGUUGUUUCUUCUACUCCCCCUACAGGUCAUCCUGUUCAGUUCUAUAGCAUGAACAGACCUGCCUCUCGCCAUACUCCCCCAACAGUAGGGGGCUCGUUGCCCUAUCGACGCCCUCCUUCCAUCACCUCACAAACAAGCCUUCAGACUCAGAUGAAUGGAGGACCUUUCUAUAGCCAGAAUCCAGUAUCUCUUGCUCCUCCUCCUCCCUCCAUCCUACAGGUAACUCCUCAGUUACCUUUAAUGGGAUUUGUGGCCAGAGUCCAAGAAAAUAUUUCAGACACACCACCCCCACCACCACCUGCGGAAGAGCCAGUCUUUGACGAAUCCCCCCCUCCACCCCCUCCUCCAGAAGACUACGAAGAGGAGGAGGCCGCCGUGGUGGAGUACAGUGACCCAUACGCUGAGGAGGACCCGCCCUGGGCUCCAAGGUCUUAUUUGGAAAAGGUUGUGGCAAUUUAUGAUUAUACAAAAGACAAGGAAGACGAGCUGUCUUUUCAGGAAGGAGCCAUCAUUUAUGUCAUCAAGAAGAACGACGAUGGCUGGUAUGAGGGAGUUAUGAAUGGAGUGACGGGGCUCUUCCCGGGGAAUUACGUCGAGUCCAUCAUGCAUUAUUCUGAGUGAAGCUCUGCCGCCGUUUCCCUCCCAGGAAUAGGCAGGACUUCCCAGACCAUCCCAAGGCCCUGGCCUUCCCCUCAGUGAAGUGAAUGAAGGAUACAAAUGAUAAAAACUACGUAUGUGUUGUUGUUUUCAGUUUAUCCCCCGGUAUUAAAGCAAAAAGCAAACCUAAUUGUGAACAAAUGGAUCUUUCUGUCAUCAUUUGUACUAUGCUGAUCUGUCUGGAUUGAAAUAAAGUGACCAUUUCUGAAUAUGUCGAGGAAUAACAGCUUAACUGUAAAACAAAUCAGGUUAAGACUGAUUCAGAGCAAAAUCUGGGAUCUUUCUCAGGAAUACUGCACACCAUGGGAUAUCUUCUGCAGAACCUGUGGCACUGGCUAUUCUUCAGUGCCUGUGCCAAAGGGUUAGCCUGUGGCCUACUGCGUACCCCACUUUCUUCCACCUGUAUGAGGAGGGAACCGAUGUUUGAAUACCAUACUGAACCAUUUUUAGUUGUUUCCGAGGGCUCAUUUCCUGUCACAGGUAAAUUCUGCACUCUCUCAGUACUUGCGCGUGCCAGAGUGAAUGCUGAACUGACUUGCAUCCCUCAUGUUUCUGUUUGUAGAUGAUGAUGAAAUGAGUCUCCCAACAUUCUGAGGGUGGUUGGCAAUGGCCAGUGUGACUUGAAUGUGCUGCUGCUGCAUGAGACUGCGUUGCACGAAGGGCCAGCACACCAGGUGUGUGACGCUGGCCGCGAAGGCGCUUAAGGUCCUGAAAAGAUUGGACUGUAGAAACUGCUGCCCAACAGGCAUCCUAAGGCUUUGCCUUAGGCACUGGUGUGAGGAGCAGGAUUUUGGAAGUUAGACCAGCUGUUUACUUUCACUAUUGAGUAAAACAUUCUUUUUGGGGAAAAUAGCAGUUAUUUUCAAAUUUCUUGAUAGUCUCUGGGAAUAAAAGGCUUGCUGCUGUAAUCUUGGUGACACUAGUGGCCAGUGUUAGCUGCUGCUGAGUUGUUGACUCACUUGACUUUAGAAAAGGGAAAUACUCGCUUGGUUUUGUGGUUGGUCUUGGAAGUAGCUUCCUUUGGUAAGAAUUUGAACUUGUAUCGCAGACUAAGAAUAGUGGGGUAAGGCCAAAUAUUUAUCCAAUUACAUAGAUUAAAAACUGAUAGGAUUUUGCAAUACAGCACUUUUUUUUUAUCUGCCCAAUUAUAGCUUCAAGUUCAGUGGAGUCGGUAAGUCAGAUGGCUUCAAUCAUUUCUGUAAUCAGUAUAAGAAAUGUUUUAAAAACCCAGGAGGGCUUUGCUGCUCAGCACGUGAAACUCUGGGAUGAAGCAGCUCAUGGUCAGGCCCACGCUGUGAUGGGCUCUUCCCAGUCCCAGUGACUUGGCCAGAGAGAGCUUUGCCCGGCGACUUCCCUGUGCGGGGCUCAAAGGGGAGAGGUAAUAGCUGCAUAUACAGUUGACCCUUGAGCAACAUCAACACGGGCUUGAACUGCACAGGUCCGCUUACACGUGGAUUUUUUCAAGAAAUAUACAGUCGUCCCUCCGUAUCCCUGGAUUUUGCAUCUGCAUUUUCAACCAGUUAUGAAUGAAAGCAGUAUUUUCAAUCUGCAGCUGGGAACCAGAGAUGUGGAGAACCAGCUGUGUGCAUUGUUUUGUCAUUUUGUAUAAGGGACUGCGACAUCCAAGGAUUUUGGGGUGUGUGUGCGUGUGUGUGCGUGUGUGUGUGUCUGUCCUGGAACCAGUCCCCCUCAAUAAAGAUGGCUGACUGUAGUAGAGUUGUGGGGAGUCAAGUUAUAGGUGGAUUUUCAAUGGCCUGGGUCUCAGGGUCCCUAACUCCUGUGCUGUUCAAGGGUCAACUGUGCUUCCCAUGUAAGCCUGGAACAUGAACUAGUGCAGAGAGAGGACUUAACUGAAAAUGGACGUGGUGUAGCGUGCGAGGGAAUUCAGAUGGUGCAGGCAGAACAUUCCAGUCGUGAGUCUGUCAGCACAGAACUUCACCAUUUUACUGAGACCCAGAUACACAGGUCCCUUGUCAAGACUUUUUGUUGUAAAGUUGAAGGCCCCCCCCCCCACACAUACAUUGCAAGUCAGCUAUUUUGCCUUUAGCUCUUUAACACUUUGAAUUUGGCUUUGCCUCCAUGUUUUCGUGAGGUCAUCCCAACAUCCGUUAUCCUGUUUUCCUUUGAAGUAAUGGCCUUGAGUGUCCUCCGCGCUGUCGGCUUCGUUAUGAACCCACCUAUACUACCCUGGGACAGAUUACGCUCUUCUUGGUGUUGGUGUGUAACUCGGAAAAUCUUUAAAAUUAGAUGUUCCAGUUAUUUAUUUAAAUACCUUUUUGCUGAGAAAGCUUAGUGGAUUUAAUAAGAAGGAAUUUUGAAAUCCAGCAAAUAGUUCCAUACCUCACACCGAUGGCAGACAACUGUGCAACCAGAGUUGGUGGCGGCUGCUUGCCUGUUGGACUGAGGCGAGCAGAAGAUGCUGGUGGUGAUGGCCGGCAGCAGGGGAUCCACGGGUCAGCUGACUUUUUCCUAUAUUAUUUAAUACUAAUGUGUGAUUUUAAAAAACUUUUGAUUUUCUGCAUACUUUAAAUUUUUGUACAGUUUGCUUUCCAUAUAUUGUCUUGGAAGGAUACUAUGUAACGAUGGGCCAGGCCUACAGUAAUGGGAGACUUUUAAUGUAUGUGAUAUUUUAUAGGUUGCAUGCUAUUAAUAGUCUGUGAUGGUAGUAUUUCUUGUUUUAUUGUCAGUUUCCCCAUUUAUCUUUUUAUAAAUGAGAUGAGAUAGUGGGCAGUAGGAAUUCCAAAUGAAUGUAGAAAUCUCACAUGCUACAUAAUAUUGUGGCAAAGGGGAUCCAAGUCUAAAUCUGCUGACAAGCAAGCAACAUUAUCAGGAUAGAAUCUAAUGGGAGAGGGAAUUUUUUUUCCUUUUUGACUUGCUGUCCAUUUCCUGUUUUCUUAAAAAAAAAAAAAAA
This is a messenger RNA of Myotis myotis, 4762 nucleotides long. It is a transcript of the gene ABI2, whose product is annotated as abl interactor 2. The coding region runs from base 190 to 1815 and encodes 541 amino acids. Gene Ontology annotation, cellular component: lamellipodium. Gene Ontology annotation, molecular function: SH3 domain binding. The record is from RefSeq and is a predicted model, not a curated record. The transcript has 12 exons. Lineage: Eukaryota; Metazoa; Chordata; Mammalia; Chiroptera; Vespertilionidae.